Molecule: messenger RNA, 1065 nt
Organism: Knipowitschia caucasica
Lineage: Eukaryota; Metazoa; Chordata; Actinopteri; Gobiiformes; Gobiidae
Source: the annotation of a GenBank genome assembly
AUGGCAUUGUGGCCCUUGCUGACGGGAGAAUGGACUCACCAGGUCAUUCUGCAACAGGCUUCAUGCUGCGGGUGUCCUAGCAGCAUGCAAGCAGCCGAGAAGAGUUCAUGGACAUUUGGCGAGGUGUACUGCACCAUGUUAGUGGCGUGCAUGAGUGGGACCUGGAUCGUGCUGAACCGCAGAUGGCUGAAGGAUGUGGAGAAGUUCCUCACAUUUCGGACCACCUCACAGCUGGAAUCAUUCCAAAACCAUAUUCUGAUCAAAGGCCAAGUGUCCCUAAAGAGACUGUACAGCAAAAAAAUCGAAACGGUAUCGGCUUUCCAAGAUUGUCCGGCACCUCGAUUCCUGUCAGAGGAGAUGGGGAAAGGAGAAAGGUACACAUCAAAAGAGAUGGUGGAACUGCAGGAAAACCCUGGUGACCGAGAGAUCCUUAAAGAUUAUAAUUCUUGCGACCUGGUGGCCAUCCUGCCCUACUACGUCUCACUGCUCGUGGACACGUCACAGGGCUCUGGGGGCUCGUACCUGGACAAAGUGGGUCUGGUGCUGCGGGUGCUGCGGGCGCUCAGGAUCCUGUACGUGAUGCGUCUGGCCCGUCACUCCCUGGGGCUCCAGACGCUGGGACUCACAGCUCGACGAUGCACACGCGAGUUUGGACUCCUGCUGCUGUUUCUGUGUGUGGCCAUCGCACUCUACUCACCACUCCUCUUCCUCAUCGAGACUGAGAUGGCUUCUGCAAGAGCGCCAGUGCAGGAGUUCACCAGUGUCCCGGCCACAUACUGGUGGGCGGUGAUCACCAUGACAACAGUGGGGUACGGGGACAUGGUUCCGCGCAGUCUGCCCGGCCAGGUGGUGGCCCUCAGCAGCAUCCUGAGUGGCAUCCUGCUCAUGGCCUUCCCCGUCACCUCCAUCUUCCACACCUUCUCACGCUCGUACCUGGAGCUGAAGCUGCUCCAGCAGAGGGCGCUGCACCGGCGCUCGCGUUUCCUCCUUCAUAACCAUGGCAACGGAGCCAGCGACCUGUCUCUGGAGAGCGACACCAUGUUUCCUCUGAGACCAGAUCUGUGA